This is a messenger RNA of Panthera uncia (snow leopard), 1687 nucleotides long. RefSeq names its product serine palmitoyltransferase small subunit B (gene SPTSSB). Lineage: Eukaryota; Metazoa; Chordata; Mammalia; Carnivora; Felidae. Gene Ontology annotation, biological process: endoplasmic reticulum organization; ceramide biosynthetic process. The record is from RefSeq and is a predicted model, not a curated record. Gene Ontology annotation, cellular component: serine palmitoyltransferase complex. The transcript is spliced from 2 exons. Gene Ontology annotation, molecular function: serine C-palmitoyltransferase activity. Bases 126 to 356 code for a protein of 76 amino acids.
AGAAACAGCAACCCAGAGAAGAGAAGUAACCCACACAGGAUCAUUCCAUAGAGGCACAAGGGCAAGAACCCAAUCUGGACCCUCCCUGGCAGGACAGACUUUCUGCAGCUUGAAAGGAGCUGACCAUGGAUUUCAGACGUGUGAAGGACUAUUUCUCCUGGCUCUACUAUCAGUACCAAAUCAUUAGCUGCUGUGCUGUCUUGGAACCCUGGGAGCGAUCCAUGUUCAAUACGAUCUUACUAACCAUUUUUGCUAUGGUGGUAUACACCGCCUAUGUUUUUAUCCCAAUCCACAUUCGUCUGGCUUGGGAAUUUUUCUCCAAAAUGUGUGGCUAUCACAGUACAAUUUCUAAUUGAUCUUAGUUGCAUUCUGUGAAUCGGCAUUGCCUCUGUAAAUGUUGCUUACAACUUACCAACUUACAUGAAUACUGUGUCUUCUUCCACUCUCUGAUCUGAAAAGCUCCCUUCUCUAUGCACUCUUUUAUCUUGCCUGAAAUGUGAGAUAGGUGUCUCUUUAGGUUCUUUUGCACAUUCUGCAUUGUGCAUCGGACCAUGGAUAACACAAAGACCUUACCUCACAUACCAGCCGUAUUCUCUCAACUUAAAUCUACAACUUCAGAUUUUUUUUUUUAAUCAGAAAUUUCAUAUAAAAUUUUUCUGGGAAGUUGGCUCCUAAGAGACCUACCAGAAUCAUAUUUAAAAUGCUCCCUUGAUACUUGUUCUGUACUAAAGGGUCUAUUUUUAAAAAUCUGUUCAUAAGCUCCUGUCAAAAGUAUCCUAUCCUUGUUUACAACAUAUGAAAAGAUAUGAAUAAAUUAUAUGGGCCCCCUAAAGUCUUAUUUUCUAGUAAACUGCUGAUACCUAAAAUUCUUUUACUUCAAGUGCAAAAGAAUAGGCUGGAGGCAAUUAUCUCUUUUCAGACACGGUUCAUGAAUUAUUUCAAAUGCCUUCUAAAAGUCUGGAUUUAUAACAGGUUAAAAUCAACAAUGUUGAUUUUAGAUAACCCAGUAAGUAUUAUGAUACAAAAAUGUUAAGUGUAAGGAACAAAACAUAAUCAAAGUAAAUUUAGAUAUUGUGACUUGCGAUGCUGCCUGGCCUUGCGUGAUGCUGGGGAGCCAGGGGGAGAAGGGGGAGGGAAAAGAAACUGCUUUCUUUCUGUGAUUUCACUCAGUGGAGGGUUGGGGGGAAGCAUGUAUUGGGCUACAGGAAGAAACGCUAAUAAAUAGACUGGAAGUAAUAUUCUACCAGCAGGAACUCGACAGCUCCAGUUAAAUGCUUUGAUAUAGUGACUCCUUUGCAGAGCAAAAACAAGAUUUAUUCAAUUUCCUUCAAAGUGUUUAUCUCAAAAACAAAUACAAGUUUUUAAGUAUACUGCUGAAUCAGAUGUGAAUGCCAAAGACCAAACCUUAUAGUUUGUCUUUCCUUCCAAUAACUAGUAAGGUUAGUAAUUCUGGAGGGUAAAAAUGGAAAUAGUUUUUGGACAAUAUUUGCACCUAUGUUUGUAUUAUGGGGGGAAAAAAAAGCAAACAUUCCCAGGAAGCCCAGAGAGAAAGAUGUUUGGCAUGCCAAAUUAACAUGCAUGUUUGUUAAAAAACAAAAACGUGUUUUGAAGAUAAACCAGAUCUGAACAUGUACUGUUGAUUUUUGCAAAAUAAAAUUAGGUUUAAUUUUGUAAAUAAAAUAUUCAC